Messenger RNA from Rubroshorea leprosula, 2011 nucleotides. The record is from the annotation of a GenBank genome assembly. Lineage: Eukaryota; Viridiplantae; Streptophyta; Magnoliopsida; Malvales; Dipterocarpaceae.
AAGCUAAGCUAAAGCUCAAAAACUAUAGCCUCGUCUAUGCUGAUUUGGGCAGAAUCAGGUUUUAGAAGAUCUUGCUCUUAUUAGAAGAACCCAAAAUGUGGAAUCUCAAUGACUGUCCUGAUCAGCCACGGGAUGAUGAAUCUGAGAGCUGCUCUUCACCGAAAACCUCCCUUGACGGCGAUGAAGAUAAGGGAAAACGGGUCGGAUCGGUAUCCAAUUCUAGUUCGUCAGCGGUUCUGAUAGAGGACGGAUCCGAGGAGGAAGACGGUGGAGAGAGAGGGAGGACGGUGAUGAAGAAGAGAAGCAGUAAGAUUUUUGGGUUCUCGGUGCCUCGUGAAGAUGAGAAUGACCCGCCUGUGACCCGACAGUUUUUCCCAGUUGAGGACCCAGAAAUGGGGGACAGUUCUGGUGGAGGUGGGGGUGGAGGUGGUGGUGGACCAGGGUUCCCCCGGGCUCACUGGGUGGGAGUUAAGUUCUGCCAAUCGGAACCUCUUACCGCCGGGAAGCCCGCCGUGGAAGUUUCUCAGCCGAUGAAGAAGAGCAGGAGAGGACCCAGGUCGAGAAGCUCCCAAUACAGAGGUGUUACCUUCUAUAGGAGAACUGGAAGAUGGGAGUCACAUAUUUGGGAUUGUGGAAAACAAGUUUAUUUAGGUGGAUUUGACACAGCACACGCCGCGGCUCGAGCUUAUGAUAGAGCAGCGAUCAAGUUCCGGGGAGUGGAAGCAGAUAUUAACUUCAAUAUAGAAGAUUAUGAGGAGGAUUUGAAACAGAUGAGCAACCUAACCAAAGAAGAGUUUGUGCAUGUACUUCGCCGACAAAGCACCGGAUUUCCGAGGGGGAGCUCCAAAUAUAGAGGUGUAACCUUGCACAAGUGCGGCAGAUGGGAGGCAAGAAUGGGACAAUUUCUGGGCAAGAAGUAUGUGUAUUUGGGCCUCUUUGAUACCGAGAUUGAAGCUGCAAGGGCUUAUGACAAAGCUGCAAUUAAGUGUAACGGCAAAGAAGCAGUUACUAACUUUGAUCCCAGCAUUUAUGAAAAUGAACUUAAUUCUGGCGAAACAUCGGGUAGCUCCGGAGAUCAUAAUCUGGACUUGAGGUUGGGGAAUUCGACUUCACGGCAAAACAGUCUAGAAUUUGGUAUCAAUCAUUGUCAAAAUAAUGCUAUAGAUCAGCGUGGUAUGCCAUUUGAAACUGAUUGGCGAAACCAAAACUUUAGGCCUACUAAGGAGGCAUGUAGAAUUGACAAUGAUCCUCGAAGAAGGGAUGGUUAUGGUGAGGCUGAAGCGAUGCAGCUUCUGAGCCAAACGCACAUUCAAUCCCCAGCCUCAGUGAAGUCGAACGAGAUGCAAAGAUAUGGACAAUUCAGGAGAUCCGGAGAGACCCAUAUGUUUAAUAUGCUUCCUCCACAUAUUAGCACACCAGCUAAUUAUCAGAUUCAAUUUCCCAGCAGCAGCAACGGGGGCCGAAUAGGGAGUGAUCUUUCACUUUCCACCAACAAUCAUCAUCAACAAUGGCAAUCCGGUCCUCACCAAUUGUUUGCGACUGCUGCAGCAUCAUCAGGAUUCCCAUCGCAAAUUAGACCAUCCCAAACCAACUGGCUGCAGAAAAAUGGGUUUCAUCCUCUUGUGAAACCCUCCUAAAAUCUCCUGACCCAUCAUCUAAAGUAGCCACACCACUCCCCCACCCUUAAAAUUUGCAAGACACAUUUCUCCUCCACCCCAACCAAACUCAAAAGAAGAAUUAGGACAACGUAUCCGAACUCUCAGGCGUGGUCGGCAUCAGUCAAACUAACAAACGAAUGAAAUCUUGAACUAGAUUUUCUGGAUUCUGACUAAAACUGCUCAUCUUUUUCAAUGUUCAUCGUAUAGCAUGUAUUGUUAUUACCGCAACCCUAUUUUCUAUCAUAUUUUUAGUUAUUAUCGCAUCUAUCUGUUGCACUUACAUAGCAUGUGUACUAAUUGGUUAUUAACUCAAGGUAGGGUUCUAAUUGAAAAAUUAAAAUCAUUAAGACAGU